CACGAAGAAGAUCCAAGCCGAGGUGCGAUGGGAUGGAAGAUGACGCUGCUCGGCGGCCUCGCUGCCUGCUGCGGCGCCCUCGUCAACGCCGACCAAGUCGCGUCCAGCGGCAGCUCGUACCUUGUCAGCCGUCCGACCAAACUCGGCGCCACGGCCACGUCCUGGCCGACAGAGUACGGGGCUGUGGGCGUCACGACCGCCAAUGUAGCAUCCGACGGGUCGCUUGCAUGGUCCGACACCGUCGGGUCCGGCGACACGGAGAUCGUGGGCGGCAAUGUCUACGUCGUCGGCUCGACUCGCGGCAACAUGACGUCCAACAACGCCAACGCAGGCAACUUUGACUGGUUCAUCCUCAAGUACUUGCCGUCCGGGGCGCGCAGCUGGACCAAACAGGUGGGCACACCGGCGCACGACGAAGCGCGGACUGUCGUCGUGACCACCGAGGCCGACGGCAACGACUACAUUUACGUCCUUGGUGUCACGUACGGCGCCAUGGAUGACACGCUGCAUGUCUCGAACGGGUACCGGCAGUUUGGUGGUCGCGACCUCUUUUUGUACAAGCUCACUACGGCGGGCGCCAAGCUGUGGAGCCGACAGUUUGGGACGUCGGGCGACGACUACGCUUACGGCGUGACCAUCGACGCUGGACAGCUUCUCGUAUCGGGUGGUGCCCCCGGAACACAGUUUCUCACUGCGUUCAACACGUCGGGCGCCAUGACCGACAUGGUGGCCGACGGUGGUGUGACGAUCCUUCCGAUCCAAAUGCGUUUGGCCGAAGGCGACAGCACUGUCGGCAAGUAUACUGUCGUGUUGAACCGACAGCCGACGGCGUCCGUCACCAUUUCGGUGACGCACCCCGCGUUGGUCGCCCCGAGUGGACAGCCGCUCCCCCAAGUGAGGCUUUCGACAAUGACGCUGGUCUUUAACGCGUCGAAUUGGAACCUCCCGCAAGCCGUGACGGUCACGGCCAUUGACGACGCGAUCUGUGAACAUACACACUACGCUGCGGUCUCCCACGCGGUGAGUAGCAGCGACAAGCACUUUGCACCGUCGACGCCAUUUGUGCUGGGGCGACAACUGCUCUUUACGAUUCGCGACAACGACGUCGCCAGCAUUGCGCUGUCACGACAGCACUUGUAUGCUGUCGAAGGCGGCGCGAGAGACACCUACAGUAUCGUGCUUACAUCGCAGCCGUGGCAAAACGUACUCGUGACAGCAAUGGCCCUGCGACCACUUCAGACUCAGCUGCACCCGACGACAGUCGAGUUUAACAGCAGCAACUGGAACACUCCGCAGUGGAUCUCGGUCACAGCAGUUGACGAUGCCGUCUCGGAGAAUGAAUUUGGCGGCGUCCAUGCCGGAGGUACAGUCACACACGUGGCGUCGAGCUUGGACGCCAACUACAACACCCGCCAACCAUCAUGCUACUAUGUGGCUACCUGCAACUGCAGCGGCGUGGUCACGCGCGGCAAUUGCUCGACGCAACCUACGUCGUGCCAAGCCGGAACUCCCGCUCUUGUUUGCGAUGUCAACGCAACGAUUACCGGCAACGGUGAGCUCGUCCCGUUGCUGAGUGGAGGCAAUGCCACGGCACCUCUGAAUGCAAUUCCGAUGCGCUACGGUGCUGCUGCGCUCAACCCCAACCCGCCGACAUCCUCGACAACCUUCAUCAACAGCGCACUCGAGACCAUCCAGGUGCCAAUGCGACUGGUGCAGCUGCUGCCAGCACCGUUGGAUGACGGGUGGGGUGGGGUGUGGACGACGCAAGCUGUUCAGCGUAUCAACAGCAGCGCCAUCAACCCCAACCCGCUCAGCUACAUCGUGUCGGGGCUCAACCUCUCGGCUGUACCGGCAGACGUUGCUGGCUACGUCUACAGUCUUGUGGCGGUGUCUGACGGUGCUGCUCUGGCCGCACUCGCGCAAAACCAGACGCAAUUGGUGUGGGCACUGUGCUUGGGCAUGCAACGCCUCACGACGCAGCGCUGGGCGUUUGACGCGUGGCCGCCAGGCACGGCCGACCGCGUCCUCGACGCCCUCUUUUUCAUUUUUCCAAAUUUGCAAGAACGUCUGUUGUGGAAUUGCGGCGGGGCCACCUUUACGCCUAGUGUUGGACUGGACGUGACGGUGUUUGACAAUGACCCAGCUGUGACAAUCUCCAAGAUGCAGCUUCAGGUUGCCGAAGGCGGCGCCACCGACAGCUACUCGGUUGUCCUCAAUGCGCCACCGUCCCAAGGGCAAAGUGCAACAGGAUCCCUUUGUGCGUCACCCACGAUGUUACCAGACGUCUGCGUCGCCAACUACUCGGCGUCGGGGUACCGGGCAGCCUUUGCUCUGUCACCCACGUCAACGGAUACGGUCACGAUCGUGGCGUCGAGCACCGACCAAGUGCAAAUAGCUCCUCCGUUUCUUGUGUUUACCAGCGCCAACUGGUUCGUACCUCAAACGUUUACGGUGACGGCCGUCGCCAACCACAAGGACGAUGGGCCGUUGAACUCGACAAUCACCCACGCGGUAUUUGCGUCUGGCGCUGGCGCGCAGUCGUUUACGUCGGCGGCGUUUUGGAUGGCGUCGUGUCUGCCAUCGUCGUCGUCUCCGUUCAUAGCUCCACCAUUGCCUUACAAUGCUCUGCCUGAGGUCUAUUUCGCACCGCAGCACAGUCAAGUGCAAGUUCUCGUUCUCAAUACCGAAAAGGCGGCAGUGUUAGCUUCGACGGCUGCACUGAGUAUCAAGGAGAUCGACGUGACCGUGGAUGCCGCUGCCGUUGGCGCAACGUCGACCGGCGUCUGCACCGACAGUCUCACGAUGAGCUCGCAGUCGGGUACCAUCACAAACGUACUCUUGCUUGCGACCAACCAGACGUCGCUUGUUCGUUUUCAGCUGCCAUUUCUGCACCACAGUGCGUUCAACAGCGUCUUGGGCUCGGCGACGCUCGAGCUAACGCAGACAAAGUACGCGGUUGUCAACACCACGUGGCUCAACGUGACCACGGCGACGCUCAACCCUACGUUCACGGUCCGCGUGCGCCUCGUUCAAUCCAACUGGACAGAGCCUUCGUUUGCGUCCUUGCCGCCACCGAUGCUCAUUCCACCGGUCGUUCUCAACAUCACGAUGAUCAAUUCGGUCUUGCGUCUGGACGUAACGCGGCUCGUGGCCGCCGUUGGUGCGUCCUUGCCGCUGCUGAGCUUUCAAGUUGACGUGCUUGCGGCCAGCGCAACCGUUCAAGUCCACGCGCGAAGCGACCCUGAAAACUUGGCGCCUUCCCUCGUCCUGCGUACCCACUUUCCGAACUUGCUGCUGAACCAACCUACGCUUCAGAGCCCGAGCAGUAGCAACAGCGGUGCGGCCGUCGAUGGUAACGUGACGUCUGUGAUGCCCGACGCCUUCUCUUGGUGGCAAGUCACUCUUCCGAGCGUGCUGCCGCUUGGCACGCUGGCGAUUUUCUUGCCGCUCACGACAACGUCUGGUGCACUCGCAGUCGUCGUGUCGACGGCGCCGUUGCCAGCCGAUUGGACGCUCGCCACGGGACCAUCCAACGGCGUUCUCGUGCACAACAUAACGAUCCGCCGCCCCGUGCUCGUGUGGCCGAUUCCGGGUGCCGGGCAGUACAUUCGACUCUACGCCCAGCCCGACUUGCAGAUCCUUCUGCGCGAAGUACAGCUAUAUCCACGCAGUGUCAACGUCACAACCACGGACGACGGGUACAGUGUCCGCGCCACCAAUUGGGUCUCGGAGGCCAAAGUCAACCCAAAUUACGACACACGCCAAGUGUGGACGCUCGCGUCGGGGGCCAAUGUCCGAAGCGACAACGUCGCACUUGGAAUCCCGAGUACUUUGAGCACAACCGCGACCACUCCCAUUACGACGCUGUCGACAACGUUUGAGACCAACCCGUACUGGGAAAUGGAUCUUGGCACUGUGCAGUCGAUUGGCGCCGUGUCGUUGCGCCUCGCCCGGUCGCUGGCUGAAGCUACGUUGUGCAAAAGUCCUACUAUGCCAACCGCGCCCAACACCAUCUCCAGCUUCACCUCGGCGCGGCUACGCCUUUCGAGUAGCCCCAUGACGGCCACUGUCAACGCAACCGCUGAGAAAAGCUGGACGAGUUCGCUUAGCGCUUGCUUUGACUUGACGCUGUCGUGGCCCAUGUUUGCCUCUGGACGGUACCUGCGCCUUGACAUGGUCGGCAGCGGCGCGCUUCACAUGACGACCGUCAAUGUCCAGCGGUGGGCGGCCCAAUUCUCGCAAUAUGCUCUGGUGGAGCUGCGCGGCUCGGGUGUAUUGCCGCUCGCGUUGCCUGGGUUGCGCUUCUUGGGUGACAACGAAUCCGAGUUGCCGAUCCAAGUGUUUGGUGCGAGCUCCAGCGCCAGCGGCGGUUGCUUCUUAGUUGGCGCGGCGCCAUCGGUGCGCGAGUGGGUCGUUGUCGACUUUGGUGCUGUGCGAACGCUGAAAAAUGUGGUACUCAGCUUGAGCGUCGCGAGCUGCACCGGCAGCGUUGAGGCACCGAGUGCGAUUUCAGUUUCCGUUUACGGCGACCCUGCAUUGACGUACACUCCACCUCUCAUCUCGAACGAUGCGUGCAGCUGCACAAGCGAUGCGUGGGGUCGAAGCUCGACCGUACUGCCUGCAAGUUGCAACGGUGUCUGCUCCGGCAUUCAGUGCACCACAGCAACGUGCAGCAAUGCCGAUGGCACGCUUGUACGCCAAGGCACGACGCUCUACUGGUCUGCGUUCCGGGACCUCGUCGUCCUCGCGCCCACGGCGAGUCUUCCGACAACGUUACUUCCGUUCACGAGCGGUGCGUACAGUCUUUUUCUCCUUCGCGACGAACCAUUAUGGCUGCUGCAACUGAGCGCAACGGCGCCGGAUGCCAACGUCUCGGCGACCAACGUGGUGUUUACGACAGCACCGACCUUUCCAACGACAUUUGCAGCGCUGACAUCGUCGUCGUCCCUUGUUGUUUCAAGUGUCUUUGGGCGGAGUACGUGGUUUGGCAUCUCGUAUUUCAACACUAGGGACGGUACGUUUACGCUCGAGUUUUGGGCUGCGUUCCCUUCGACGGUCCGAGCGGGGUCUCUGGCGGCGUACGCCAGCAGCGCCCGAGCAACGUUUACUGUCGGCUUAUUUGCAAACCAGACGCUGUACUUUUCCUUGUCCGACCAAGGAAUCACGUCGACGGUCGUGGGGCCCGUCGCGCUCUCGUCACCAGGAGUGACGCCAACCACGUGGCAUCACAUCGUUGCCGUCUACGACUGGAAGCAGCAAAUUCAGACGCUGUCGGUGAAUGCGUGGACACCGGCAUCGGGCGCGACGAGCAUGUUUCUGGGUCAAGUGACGCGGUCUGAUACGAUUGCCGUUGCAGCCAAUGGGCAGCUGACGUUCUCGGGCAGUCUUUGGCUCGCCAAUGUGGCGUUUUACCAGCGGGCGCUGAGCGCUUUUGAAAUCCUCGAGCAUUUUUACCAGCCGACGCCGACCAAAUCGUAUGCGAUGCUCAACUUUCGGCUAGCAACCAACCCGAUGACGAGCGUCGACGUCAAUUUGGUGUCCGAGUUGAGCUGCUACCGCUGGGGUCUUUGCUACGCCAGUGUUUUGCCGCCGACUCUCCGCUUUACGCCGACGAAUUGGAACGAAACGCAAUAUGUCUUUGUGCACGCCACGGACGAUCUCAUUGCCGAAGGGCUCCACCCCGACGUUGUGACCUACGAGAUUCUUGCAGCGGCGACGCGCGCCACGUCCAUGACGGUCUUAACACCAGCUUACGCGACGACCUGCGCGUCGUCCUUGGACACAUUCUUCCGAAACUACAUUCUUAACGCGACGGAACCCCAAGCACUACCGCUACCGUCUGCGGUCGCCGCCUCUUUUGGCAGUUUGCAGACAUCGUGGGCAGUCCAGAACGUCUCGACAACGAUUGUACCAGUACUUGGCUACAGCAAUGUCAGUGUGUCGCCGCUUCAGCUCACGAUCGCCGACAUCAACGUGGCACGAGUUGAGAUUUCAGCGUACUACUUGAUGUUGUAUGAAGCCGGUCUCGGAGACAUUUUCCAAGUUGUGCUCACGGCCGAGCCCAAGAACGACGUGUACGUGCAGCUCAACGCGUCGACGGACUGCUAUCGGUCGUGUGGCGUGGCCACCGCGGCGAACCCGUGCCCCGUGCCAUCAACGACGCUUGGCAACGAGAGUCGUCUGUGCAACUGCACCGUGUCGCCUCUACGAUUGCACUUUACGCCGUCAACGUGGAACUUGCCUCAAGCCGUGACGGUAACACCGACGGACGACCGCCUCGACGAAGCCGACGUGCACUACACAAAAAUCGUAGUGACGACCACCAGCGCCGAUCUGGACUACGAUCAAAUGUUCCUCGAGAGCAUCCGCGUCGCCGUCGUCGACAAUGACGUGUCCAACAUUGUCCUAUCGACGAAGUCGAUUGCGCUGAGUGAGGACGACACGUCCACCGCUGCCGAGUAUACGAUGGUGCUUGCGACCGAGCCGUGGAGCGAGGUCAACAUUACCAUCAGCAACGAAGCGACCGGCGGUUGCUACCGCACGUGCGGCUACCCCAUCGAUCCAGCGAGCUGCGGCCUGCCGCGACCCGUUGCGACCAACUCGAUCGAGAUCAAGUCGUCGUCAGUCCGCGAGAUCCAAUCCGUGACCGCCGCCAUGACGACGACCAACGGCAUACAAAUCGUGACGACAACGACGACGCACAUUGACCCCGUUGUCAUCGUGCGGCUCACGGGUGGCUUUGCGCUGCAGACGUACGAGCUCAGCAUCACGUUCCCACUUGGCACUACCGCGAGCAGUACGCUGCCGUAUGGCGCAACAUUCCAAGUGAGCACGACCACCAGCGUCACGCCACCCUUGGACGGGUUUGUCUCUGCCUCUGCGCUCCAAUCAGCAAUCAAUGGGCUGCAGCCAGGCUACGUUGUGACGAGAACGACGACGUCGGCGUCAUCGGGAGCGCCGAUGCUUGUUUGGCGCAUCGUCUAUGGUGCCGCGUCUCCAUCGGCGCCGAUCCUCGUGCUCAACUUUCCCACGUCCUUCCUUGGCACAGGCGUGCUUCGUGCGAUUGUGCCGACGGCAGUUGCCCCAACGGGCGUCGUGGGCUGGAGCUACGGGCCGACGCCGGGGCCCGUGACUGUCGCGUACGGCGCCAGUGCAGCUCAAAUGACAACGUACCUCGAAUCCAUUCCGGGUAUCAAUACUGUGACGGUUCAACGAGCAGUCGUGGACUUUGGCUUCGAGUACACAAUCACGUUCACGUCCGUACCAAUAUACUAUGCCACAGUGUCGGUCGACACGCGCCAGCUGGUGCUUUCGGCCUCGGCAACGUCCAGUGUCGUCGUCUCGAGCUCGGUCACUCGGUCGCCCAACCAAAUCGGUGGUUUUUUCGUAUUGUCGUAUCCAGUGAAUGCCACGUACACGGGUGUCUCGACACCACUGCGCUACAAUGCAAGCGCAAAUGAAGUGAUGGCGUCGUUGGCGGGCAUCCCGACGCUCGGGCCUGUUUCGGUGCAACAACGCCAACUGACACCCGAGCUUACGUUUACGUGGACGAUCGAGUUUACCGGCAACGUCGGCCCCGUCAAGAACCUCACAGCACAGUCCGUCAACUUGACAGGGCUUGCAUCAGCUGUCAUUCUCUCGUUCGUUCAGCAAGGGGAAAUGCUCGGAGGUGGCUUUGCCCUGAGGAUCGGGGGCGCCUUCAUCAAUCAAUACGCCACGGGUGAAGUGUACAACCUCAGCGUGCCGGCGCUGACGACGCCGUACCUUCCAUUCAACGCGUCGGCCGCGGCGGUCCAGUCGGCACUGCACGCGUUGCCAUUGUUACUGCCACUCGUCGGUGUCCAAGUAAACCGCAUCGAUGCUUUCUGCGACACAUUUGGACGCUGCCGCCAGUACAGUUGGCAGAUAACGUUCGCACAAACACCAGGCAACGUCCCCGAGAUGGCGGUGCUGAACAACAUCACUGGCACUGGCGCGUCCGUCGUCGCGUCGACGGUGGCCAAUGGCACGUACCUCAACGGGAUGUUUACGAUUUCGUUGGCGUUGAACGCGACGGGCACUGUCUAUACGGGCACCACGUGGCUCCUGCCAGUGAACGUGACGGCCGACGGCGUCAAGGAAGCGCUCGAGGCCUUUCCGUUUGUGACGUCCAACCGGCUUGAAGACAGCGCAUAUGACCCGACCAAUGCCCUUGCGGUGCCGCGGGCCACGAAAGGCGUCCGAGUCACUCGCACGGGGCCGUACCUCGACGGCGGCUACAAGUGGCUUCUUGACUGGUCGCUCAACGACUGGCUCGUCUUUACCAACGUCAAUGUCACCGUCAACACAACUCUCAUCAGUCAAGACCUCGUCCCCGUCACGGUGGCCACGCAAUAUACCUCGUCGGGGCCGCGUUGUGCGGUGUACCCCAAGACAGUCUUUCAAGUCGAUCCGACAGACGUGUUUGGGCUCCGUGGCACGUGUGUCUACCCGCUCCUUGUGAGUGUCAACCCGGAGCGAUACCUCUGCAACAUGACUGUGACGACGCCCCGCAAGAUAUUUGAUGCGUCCAACUGGUACAUUCCGCAAACCAUCGACGUUGUCUCCGUGCAUGACCGCCUUGAUGAAUCGUCGACAGCCACCAACGUGACCAUUUCGACACUGACGCACGAAGCUUAUACGCUCGACUUUAUCUACGCCGACGUCAACGUGCCCACCGUGGCGGUCAAUGUCACGGACGUAGACCGCGCGCGUGUCGUUGUGUCCAAGUCGCUCUUGGUGGCAGCGGAGAACGGAAGCAUUACGGACACGUAUACGCUGGUAUUGACGACAGAGCCGCGCGCGUCGGUGCUCAUUGUCGUCUACCCGUACAUUGUGUGGACUGACUGCUACCGCUUCGGGUUUUGCAACGUGACCUUGGACACGACAGAGGUUGAAUUUACAGUCCAAAACUGGUACAUCCCACAGACCGUCUCCAUGCGCGCGACGCCCGACCGCUUGGACGAAGCCGAUACGCAUUUUGGCGGCAUCUCACACGGCGUGUUCAGUGACGACGUCAAGUACAACGGAACGGCGGUGGCCAACAUCACGGUGCAAAUCUAUGACGCCGAUACGUCGGCCGUGAUUGUGACCAAGACAACGCUCGCCAUCUCAGAAGCUGGAGCCAGUGACGUCUACGGCGUUGUGCUAGCAACAGAGCCGUGGGCCAAAGUCACCAUCACAGCGCUUUCGAACGGCACCGACAACCUUGGGAACCAAGUGUUGGUCUCGGCGCCAUUGGUCUUUACGUGGCUCAACUGGAAUGUGACGCAAAUGAUCACGGUAUCUCCGAUCCACGACAACCGCGUCGACCCGGCGCCACACACAGCGCUGCUACGUCACACGAUCACGACCAACGAUCUCAUCUACCGCAACCGCACCGUGGCCAACGUCACAACAACGAUCACCGACAUUGAUGUGGCAGGCGUCGAGCUUUCGUCCACCGCGAUCUUUGGCGCCGAAGGCAGCACCACUCCGAUUGUGUAUGGCGUUCGUCUCACCUCCAAACCGUGGUUUCCCGUGCUUCUCACGUUUAAUGGCUCGCACAGCGGAUGCGCUUUUGGCAUCUGCAACAUCACCGUCGUCACGCCGUCCAUCGCAUUUGACGGCUCCACUUGGUCAUCGUGGCAAAACGUCUCUGUCGUUGUCACGGACGAUUUCUUUGACGAAGGCGGACUCCACUCGGCUAACAUCUCACAUACGCUCACGUCACUCGAUAGCGUGUAUGCAGCGGUUCGGCCGCCGCUGCUGACGGUGUGGAUCACGGACAAUGACGUUUCGGGGCUUGUGCUCUCGUCGACCAGGAACCUAACAGUGGCGCAAGGUAGCUUCAACGCGACAGUGUCACUCCAGCUUUCCAGUGCGCCAUGGAGCAACGUGACCGUGCUGCUACAGAUCCCAGCGGAAACCUUCUUGCCCCGGGGCUCGUUUACAGGUGCAACGGUCUCGGAGCCGCUCAUCUUUGCGAGCAAUUUCCGGAGCCAGACGAUCGCGGCGCUGUCGUUUUCUCUGGCCAACUGGAAUGUAUCCCAGAUCGUUGUGCUAACCGCGCUGCAGACGGGGUCGCCAAAGCCGCUCACCAUGUAUACAUCGCUUGUAAGUCUGGCGACGUCCCUGGAUCGUCGGUACAACGCGUCGGUGCCUGCCCCGUUGUAUAUUACAGUGCUCGGGAAGGAGGACGUUCCGCCGCCUGUGCCCCUCGCCGCGACCUUUGAUGCGACGGGCGUCAAAAUUUUCGUCACCUUUGACAGCAGCGUGUACCAGAACGCAACCAUGACUGUGGAUCUCAGUCAGCCGAUGACCAACAUUGCUGGACGCUACGUGCUACCAAGCCGACCGUUUGGGUGUGACCUCAUCUGGAACUUGACGGUCGACACGUCGUACAGUCUUGGUGCUGGCGCCAACUGUCUCUGGCUCAAUCUCACGACGCUGCAAAUGGUGCUGGGCGCGGGGGCGUCGAUCGCACCUGGCAACGUGCUCCAACUGAACGGGUGCGGCUCGCAAUACGUCUCGACAGCCGGCGUUUGCAGCUCGCCGUUUGUGCUCAAAUCCCGCGACUUUAACGUCUUGUUCACGACGGCAUCGAUUGCUGUCGCGCUCGGACCGGUCGUUGUGCCUCAAAUUGUGCUCGUUGGACCCAAAUCCAUUGGUCCCUGUGGCGUUCUCUCGCUCGACGCGACCGGAUCAUCUGGUGGCGCCAACCGACCGUUUACCGUCCAGUGGUUUGCAAUGUUGACCAGUGCACUCGACCCAGCGAUCAGCAGCGACAACGUCUCCGCCGUGCACCAGCAAACGCAGCAAAUAUACGCCAACAUUGCGUCGUACUGCACGACGAAUGCAACGCUUUUGACCAACCCGUUUGGAUCCGUCGCCGACCUCAACGCCAUGUGCCGCUUGCGCGCGCUGGCGCUAGCGUCAGCGUCGCUGACGUGGCAAGUCAACCGAUCGCUCUUGCUCUCGGGCCGCAACUACGUGGUCGGUGUUCGCUUGACCAACUUUUUUCAACAGGCAGGGCUCGCGUCGCAAGUCGUCGCGACGCUGAGCGACCCAGUUCCCGUGGUCUCGAUCGUCGGCCCCAGCGUCAUGAGCGUACAGCGGACACAAGCGAUUUCGAUUCAGGCAGCCAUUGCGCCAACGACGUCGGGGUGCAUGGCUGCCACAAGCGCCGUCAACUACGUAUGGACAGCGACCGCUGUCGACGCCAGUACAAACGCUACCGUGCCGGUCCGACUUGCCAACACAGCAGUCGACCCGCGCUACUUUGUGCUGUCGCCGAAUGCCUUGUCAACCAACUUGAACUACACGCUGCGCAUCACGGCGUUCUAUGCGUCAGCGCCGGCCGUCACAAGCGCCGACGUCGUCGUCAUCAGUGUCCUUGCGAGCCCGCUUGUCGCGCAGUUUGCCGGUGGGAGCCACGUCGUCGGUGCCCUCGACCCCAUUACGCUCAAUGCUUCAACGUCGUACGAUCCCGACCAAGCCGAUCGGGUGUUGCAGUAUGCGUGGAGCUGUCUCGAUGUCACGCCCGUGCUCAACACAACGACAAAUAUGACGUCAUCAAGCGGUGGUGUGUGCUGGAAUCCGAUGACGGAUGCAGCUAUCAGCUUUGUUGGCGUCAAUGGACCCGUCGUGACGCUGCCACCGGGCUCGUUCGCCGCGCCCAAGAUAUUGCGCUUCACCGUCGUAGUCACUUUGGCGUGCAGCGCGUCGGUGGCAUGUGGCAGCCGGUCCGCGACGGCAAGUACAGACAUUACGACCGUGUCGGGACGCAUUCCUGUCGUUCGCAUCAGCGCAUCGUCGACUCUAGUCAACCCAACCUCCAAGGUGGUGCUCACACCAAACAUCUCUUCGCUCUACCCGUACACCACCCUUUGGCGUCAAGAUGUGGGCGACUUGAACCUCGCCAGCGGCGGACUCCUUUUUCCGCUCAACGCGACGCAAAAUGCGAUCGCGCCAAGCGUGCUCACGCCUGGAAAGACCUACGUCUUUCGACUCACCGCGCUCGACUCGACAGGUAGCGCUGGCUUUGGCACGAUCUCGAUCACCGUCAACUCACCGCCAACGCCCGGUUCCAUGAGCAUCCUGCCGGCUCAAGGGAUGGCGAUUUCGGAUCUCUUUACGGUGACGUGCGGGGAUUGGACGGACGCCAACCUGCCGCUGACGUAUGCGUUCGACUUGGUCGUGAAUGGCUCGCGUGUACCGCUCGCAUCUGGCUUGACGCUGCCCAGUACUCAAGUCCGCCUCUAUCUCAGCGAUGGCACCGAGUCCAACGCUACGGUGACAGUUAUCGGUCGGGUCACCGACAGCCUUGGCGCCACGUCCACCAUUUCCGCGACGGCGCUCGUGCUGCAACCAAAAGCGACCAACACGACGUCGUUCUGGUCGACAAUCAGCAACGGCACGCUCAGCGACGCGAUGCAAGGCGGCAACUUUAACGAUGCACUCAACGUGCUCGUCUCCACGGCGGCCGUGCUCAAAACGCAGCAAGUGUCCGUGGGCGCCUGCAAUGCCACGUCCUGCGGUGCCCACGGGUACUCGGGUGCCGACUGUUCCAUUGCCGACGCAGCGCUCAACACGCUCGCAAUGCAGAUGCUCGGGUCUCUUCAGUCCGUCGGUACCUCAGUGCAGCCAACGGCCACGACUUUGACCCAAAGUGCGCUCGCACUCAGCAGCAUCGUGUCGCUGAAUUCUCAAGCGACGUCAGUGGACGCAUCCAAUGUCAAGCAAGCGGCGGCCGUACUGACGUCCAUCACCUCGUCCGCGAUUACGCUCAAGGACCCGUCCUCUUUCGUGUCGUCGUCUGGGCCUAGUGUGCUAUCGGCGACCGUGCUAUUGGCCCAAAACACCAACAACACGGACGUGCGCAAUGCAACCUACACGCAGCUGCUCGAAUCGCUUUUUACCGUUGUCGCCAUCAGCAGUGCCGGCUUAUUGCUUGGUCAGGCGCCGGUCGCUCUCACGUCGCCGUCGGCGGCCACCUACUCGGUCCUCGGCAACCUCUUGCCAUUGCCGCUCGGUGCGCGUACGACGACCGUUGCACUGACACCGGUGACAGCCAACUGCUUUCUCGACACGUACUUUCUCGACGUCGUGGCGUGGACGACGCCGGUGCAUGCGCGAUCCUUGCCUACAGCAACGCCUGCGUUGCUUCCGUCGGUCGAUAUUGGGGUACACACGCUCACGGCGUAUGCAGCGGCGCAGUUUCAAGGUACCUUGACCUCGGGUGUAGGAAAACCGCUGAGCAUGUCAACGCUGGACCAAACCGACGCGUGUGUGCUCUACCAGCAAAACCUUCUCAACACAGACAUAAAGCUGCCACUGGUCAACGUGUCGUUUGCCCACGAUGCGCUGACGACAGGUCCGCGCUUUGAGACGGCGUGCUUGUCCUGGAACGCCAGUAUCGAUGCGUACGAUGCGUCGCUAUGCACCAAAGUCCAGAGCUUGAGCUCUGCGACGACAACCACGUGCAGCUGCACACGCCUCGGUAGCCUUGAAGUCGUCGUUGUUAUGCAAGAAGUGCUCAACUUUGAGCCGCUCAACCCGACCGUGUACCGUGACGACCCGACGUCGUUCGUGCCAGGAGUCUCGUUGGCGCUGCUUUUGGCCAUGUACGCACUUGGCCUCCGGUGGGGCGUCAAGCGCGACGCCUCGGACAAGGAAGCACUCCGCCUCCAACGCCUUGGCAAACUCAGCAAAGCCACGUGGAACGACCUCUUGCGCGCCGAAAACGCCAAGAGCGUCGACGACAUUGCGCCGACGCACCGCGAGUUUGCACCAGUGACGGACGCGUCGACGACGACCCAUGCGUUUACUGCCACGUGGCACCCGACGACGGCGCCCGUAGCAUUGGACCCUGUCGUGUCGGAAGAAGCUGUCGUCGAUGCCGAGGCCGCGGCACUCGCGUCGAUCGCUGUCAUCACCGAAGGUACCUCCAUCCGUCUGCUGAUGCCAGCCCAGCAUGUGCUCAUCCGUCGCGCGCUGCAGGUGCUCAACCUCUUUCUCUUGCUUGUGGCGGCAGUCUUUCUUGCGAUCGGCGUUGAUUUCUACGCGUUUCUCGGCAAUACGACAGCCAAUCCGGUCGUUGCUGUCUUUGGACCGCCCGUGGGCCUCGGACUACUCGGCUUUGGCAUUGCGCUCGUCGUCGUCGCUGCUGCAGGCUUGCUCGCUGCCGUUCGCAACACGUCUGCGCGGGCACGGAUGCUGUACAUAGUUCUUUUGCUGCUCGUGUUGGUCGCCGAAACGGUGCUGCUUGCGAUUGCGUACAAGCAUUUGGAGGACAUCACCGACUUUCCUCGGUCGACGCUGUCGUUUCUGAAGACGCAGUGGGCCGCGCUGAGCGACGAGCUGCGCACGAGUUUGCAAAACGACCUCGGGUGCUGUGGGUUUACCGCCAUCGACGAUGCUCCGGCGCUGCCGUGCCCCGACGCGGCGCUUCUAUCGCCAACGACAGUUUGUUUUGAUGUCCUCACAGCGUCGGCAGUGACGCUCUUUGGCAACCUCUUUUCUGCGCUCGUCAUUGUGCUCGGUGUGCAGGUCGCGGCGCUCGGCCUCGCCAACGUGCUCGUGCGCUGGGAAGCCAUUCGUAUCGAGACCAUGGCCAACGGUACACUUCUAGUUGAAAGAUUGACAGAUGCUUCAUCAGUGGGUUUGCUAGGUGUCGCGUCGAAAGCUACGCUGCUCGACGUUGUCUUGCGCUGCUCUCUGCCCGUGUGCAGCCACUUAAGCGUCUGUGCCAUGGUGUUUGGUGUCGUCGCGGGCCUCGACAUGCUUCUCCAGUGGGACCUCUUUGCGUUAGCGUCAAUCACGAUCUUUGUGCGGCAAGAACUGGGCAUUCCCAUCACCGUCCUUGCCGCCCUCUACAUUGUUUUGCAUGUGUAUGGCGCCCCCGCGAUUGCGCAUCUCCACCGCCGCCGCAUGAAGCGCUACGUGGCGUGCCACGUUGUCUUGCUCGUCGUCGGCGUUGCACUCGUGAUUGUCUUGGCGACCGUCAGUGACAACCUCGGCGCGUACUCGAACUUGCAAUCGAUUCUACAAACACGCUACCUCGGUCUCCCGGCGCAAAGCAAGCUCGAGCUCGAGACCAACUUGGGCUGCUGCGGCUUCAACGCGACGAGCCAGGGCGCAUGCGUGACGCCGACGACAGCGCCGCUCUGCGCCGAGCCGCUCACCUUUGCGAUCCGCCAGUUUGCAACCGUCAUGCAGGCACGCCUAUCGAGCUACCUCGUCUCGCAGUUUUGCCUCGUCUUCUUGACGGGCCUCUUUCUCACAAUGCAAGCCGAUGCGCCUGUUAAUGUGGCCGCGUCGCCCAGCACUUCGAGCGCCAACGAGUUUACAGAUGCCGCCAACCUACUUCUCCAGCGCAUUUGCACGCAAUUUGUACUGUUUGCGAGUCUGGUCGUGGCGUUUUGCGGCGCGAUCCUCGUCGGCGUCGGCGUCGACGUCCUGCUUGAAACCAAUAUCGUUGCAAUCGCGGCCGUGCUCACGGCCUUUAGCUACUACAUUGGCACGUACGUCUGCCUUCUCGGGCUUCUUCUCUGCGCCGGGAGUGGUCUCGGACUCUACGCGGGGCUCUCGCAUGCCCGGCGCUGGCUCUGGCGGUUUGGUGCGCUUCUACUGAGUGCGUGCGUUGCAUGCCUCGCGCUCUUUGCGACGGCGUACCGCGUCCAAAACCCAGUGGCCGCCGGCAACGUCAAUGCUACCAUGUACCGGACGUGGCAGAGCUUUGUGCCCGCGACGCGCAAGCUCAUUCAGGACGCCUACAGCUGCUGCGGGUACACAAAGCUCGGUGCAUCGACGUUUUCGCUCCCAUACACCGUCUCCGAGUGGCACACGGACCCGGUGACGGGCGGAACGACGACAACGACGACGACGUCGUGCCCGGGCAGCGCCACCGACGGCUGCGGUCCGCACAUGCUUCAGACGCUCCAAAAUACCGCGCGCGCCGGUGUCUCGGGAACGGUGUUUUUGGCCACGGUGCUCUUUCUUUUGUUUGUCGCGACCACAGUCCUCUACUACCGCCAGGGCCGGAAGCGCGCGGUGACGUGGCGCGUUCUUGCGCUUCAGUUUGUCUUUUUGGUUGUGGCGACCGGUGUCGGUCUCGCGCUCCUCGGGCUGGCGCUUCUGGGCAUUGACGUGGCUGCUGGUACGACCGUGUUUUCGUCGAGCGUCGUGCAGGUGCUCUUCGGCGCCCGUAUUGGCGGCGCACUCGUUGCGUCCGUCACGAUCGGUCUGGCGUUGACGUCGUACGGAGUCUACGGCGCCAUCAACAAGACGCUGCACAUCUUUGUCGUGUACCUGGGUCUGACACUUGCGCUUGGCACGGUUGCGUGGAGCUGCACCGGCGUCGUCGCCACGUGGACGGUCAAUGCACAGUGGCAAAACACUUUGGAUGCCUACUUGGACACGAUUUGGUCCAGUCUGAGCCCCGAUGAUUGGCUCUUCCUUGGGUCGAGCCGCAACUGCUGCGGCUAUCACGAUCCCGUGCUUCUGCCAUCGGGAAAACUGCAAUUCGAUCGCGCCAUCUCGUCGGGGACGAACCUGGCGUGUCCGCCGCUCGCGAUAACUGGGUGUCGAACACCGUUACUUUUGGACGCCUCGUCGCUUCUCAACCAGCUCUACAAGCUGCUCGCGGCGUACGCGACGCUGCAGACGCUUCUCUGGCUCGUUGGCGCCGCACUCCUCCACGGCCUCGUACUCUUGCACCCGGGAACGUGGGUCGCGCUUCGAAAGAAGAUGCGGCUUUGGGUCGCCAAGUACAAGGACGAUGUGACGACGACACACCUCGUCGUCUCGCUCUACUACGCCUACGACGCAAAGUUCACGCGGGGUCAGCGCCUUACGUGCGUCCUCUGUGCCGUCGCUGCGGUCGCUGUCGUGGAUGCGGCUGUGUCGAGCCGCCUCGGAUGCACCCGCAACGGCCCCGUCCAAUGCGAGUCCUUUACGGGUGGCGAGCUCAUGGGCUACGGACUUCUCUACUCGGUCGUGAGUCUCUCGGUGCAGCUGUGCUUUGCAGCACUCUUUCGGCACGUCAAGCAUCGGCAGGACGACGACGACGGCGCCAAAGUCGCCGAGCGUCGACGCAAGGAAAAAGUGUACCUUCGCGAGGUCCUGCACCACAGCAUCCAGGCGAUUGCCGCCAAGCUCGGUCAGUUUGCAAUGGCGACGUCCGAAGAGCGUUUCUACAGGUACAAAGUGAACAUUCUCACGUUGCGCGAAACGAACGCGCUCGAUUGGUCUAGCUGGCUCGCGGGCCACGUGACGAGGAUGACCUUGGUGCUCAGUUGGCUUCGCGUGCUUUUGGCGGUUGCCAUUGGUGUGUACAUGGGCCUGAGUCAGCUCGGGCUAGGGUUUUUCAUCUACAAUGUUUCUGUCCCGGGCACCUUGGGCUUUGCGGCUGUGCCGGCGACGCUCGUGGCAACGACGUUGGUGGUCGCUUUGAGUGGGCUUUUGAAGCGGCGCAAGCGCUUCACGCGCCAUGCGUACGUCAUGUACCUCGUCGCGGCGGGUGCCAGUCUCCUCCUCAUUGGCUUUCUUGCGACCGUCAUUUUCAUGAUCGUGCAAGCCAUGGAAGAACCGACCGAGCCGCCCAAUUGGACCCAGCGCAACGCGAACUUUAGCGUUGUUGCCAGCAUCAAGAGUACCUGGCUCAACGACACCAUUGGGUACAACCGACGGAUUUGGCAGGCGCAGCUGCGCUGCUGUGGCCUUCCCGAGUUUCCGCUGCGACCGUGUCCCAUGGGCACGACCGAGCUCCAGAACGUCACGGCGCAGCGCGUCGACGGCUCGACAGUGGUCAAGACCGUCACGAUUGUGCACGACCUCGGCGGGUGCCUCAACCCUAUCCUCGCACAGAUCCAGGGCGUCGCGCAGACCAUCAUUGGUCUUUUGAUUGCCUUGGCGGUCUUGGAGCUCUUUUACGCCGCGUGCGCCUACUUUUUAGCCCGCGAUCUCGUCAUCUCGUGGGACUCGCAGCUGCGUCGGGCCUCCAUGCAGCCCAAGCUCGAGAGCAAUGCAGCUCCCCUCCUGCACGACGAAGCGCCUGCGUCCAAGACCGCGCCACCGCAGCGCGGUCGGAUGCUUUCCAACCUCGUGCAAACGAGCAUCAACAAUGUGAGCAAAUCCGUUGCGCAGCUCCUGUCCAAGACGAAUGCGUCGCCUGCAACGCGGCCAAAACCUUCGUCGGCGGCGCGCCUCGCACUGCUCAAACUCCAGCUGCGACUGCGGUACCCUGCGUGGAUUCCGCGCCUUAUUUUCGGUCUCGCGCUCCUCUUUGUCGGUGGUGCCUUUGCUGGCACGAUCUUAUUAUGCCUUGCUCUGGCCAAUGACGGUGCGUGGCUCUGGCUCGGCGCGGCGCUCAUCUCCCUCUUCCUGCACCUUGUUGUCGUCGAACCGAGCGUGCUCUUUGCGUAUGUUGUGUCGCAGACACUCUCGACGUGGUGGAAGUCGUCGUGGGUGGCGGUGCUCAUUGGCGUCGGCCGCGCCAUCUUGCACCUCGACGACGCAACGGGCUCGGACGCGCAGACGGCCGCGCUGCUGGACCCGUUCACGCGCAUUCGGCACAACGCGGCAGUCGUCAUCCAGCGUCGGUGGGUCGCCAAGCUCUGUCGUAUGCGGUACCUCAUCAUUCUGCGGGUGGCGCGUGAGAACGAGCACAAGUCCUUUACGCGCGAAGAGACCGAGGCGUUCGCAAUGCUCUUCCGCGAUGCCGACUACGCCAAGACAGGCCUCGUGUCCUACAAGGUGGUGUCGCACGCGGUACACGCCCUCGGUGUGCAAGUGCCUGCGGCUGUCGUCAAGGAAUACCUCGUGAGCUUGGACCCAGGGUUUGUGGAGCUCAUUGACAUCGACUACUUCUUGUUCGCCAUGUCGUGCAUUCGAGGGUAUCACCAGGCGCAGCAAGAAGCGCAUGCGACGGAAGACGUGAUUGUGAUUCCGCACGCGUCGUCGCCGGAAGCCAAAUUCCAAGUCAAGCGCCAAAACAUUUUGCGGGAGCUCAAGGAUAAACGCGAGUCGGUCUCCAAGCAUCUCAUGACAAAGGUCGGAAAACUCGCGGCGCAGCUGCACAAGCACGGCGAGUCCCCCAAAGAAGAUCAAGACCCGAAACCCUCUGGCGCGUACAUUUUGCUCAGCUCGAAAAAAGGCACUCGACCGACCAGCGCGUCGCCACGAGGACCAGCCCCGGCAACAGCAGCCGCGCCCGAGGCCGUUCAGGAGCGCAGUGCGGAAGCCGUCGUCGCACGACCCGACACGCGAGGCCAACUUUCGGUGCGCGCUACCAAAGACAUUGAAAAGGCGAUGAAGGCCCUAAAGAACAAGCAAGAUGGUAAAAAGCACCGCAAGUAG
This is a messenger RNA of Saprolegnia diclina VS20, 19356 nucleotides long. RefSeq lists its product as hypothetical. The record is from RefSeq and is a predicted model, not a curated record. The coding region runs from base 28 to 19356 and encodes 6442 amino acids. Lineage: Eukaryota; Oomycota; Saprolegniomycetes; Saprolegniales; Saprolegniaceae. The transcript is spliced from 45 exons. Gene Ontology annotation, cellular component: membrane.